Molecule: messenger RNA, 1683 nt
Organism: Penicillium arizonense
Lineage: Eukaryota; Fungi; Ascomycota; Eurotiomycetes; Eurotiales; Aspergillaceae
Product: putative general amino acid permease (Agp2)
Exons: 5
Coding region: 1-1683 (560 amino acids)
Biological process (GO): amino acid transmembrane transport
Cellular component (GO): membrane
Molecular function (GO): amino acid transmembrane transporter activity
Source: RefSeq, a predicted model, not a curated record
AUGCAUUCAGACCAGGAGCAUGUGCCGCAUACACCCACGGCGGCUGCCAUUCAGAGCGCAGAGCCUGCCCGCAUCGCUGAUCCCGAAUCCAAAUCGACCAAAUUCUUCGACAAGACCGAAGUCACUGAGAAAGACUCACUAGACAACCGCGCGCAAUCUGUCGGUAGUGGCUCUAUGAAGUCGUCGCAUGACCAUACCCGUCGCAAGCUCAAACCUCGCCAUGUACAAUUGAUCGGUAUUGGAGGCACAAUCGGUACGGCGUUGUACGUUCAGAUUGGAUCAAAUUUGCGUACCAGUGGUCCUGCCAGCUUGGCUGAAAUGGUCACAUACCUACCCAUCUCCUCACCUUUUAUCCGAUUCGCCGGCCGCUACGUCGACGAGGCAUUGGGAGUCGCAGCCGGAUACAACUUCUUCAUUUUCGAAGCUGCAUUGGUCCCAUUCGAAAUUGUCGCCGUCAGCCUAAUCGUGCGAUACUGGACAAACGUGAUCCCAGUCGCAGCAAUGAACGUCAUAGUCCUAGUGCUCUAUGGAGCCCUAAACCUCUUCGCAGUAAAAUGGUACGGCGAAGCCGAAUUCUGGCUCUCCCUCGGCAAAGUCCUCCUCAGCAUCGGCCUGAUCUUCUACACAUUCAUCGUCAUGCUAGGCGGUAACCCUCUCGGCGACAGAUUCGGCUUCCGAUACUGGAACGAGCCAGGCGCUUUUGCCGAGUACUACAAAACAGGCGAUACGGGUCGCUUCCUCGGUGUGCUGUCGGCACUCAUCGCAGCGAGUUUCACUAUCGCCGGUCCGGACUACGUCUCCAUGGCUGCGGGUGAAACAAUGAACCCUCGCAAAGUCCUGCCCAAGGCUUUCAACGGUGUCUUCUAUCGUCUUACGGCUUUCUUCGUGCUGGGUGUUCUGUGCAUUGGUAUUCUCGUGCCAUACAACGAUAAGACUAUGGCGGAUGCAUUUGACAAUGAUCAACCCGGUGCUGCGGCUUCGCCGUAUGUCAUCUCCAUGGACCGGUUGAAUAUUCCUGUCUUGCCUGAUAUUGUUAAUGCGGUCGUUCUUACGGCUUCGUUCAGUGCGGGGAAUAGUUAUAUGUACUGUGCUAGUCGCAGUCUUUACGGCUUGGCGUUGGAAGGAAAGGCUCCUAAGUUUCUGACCAAGUGCACGAGCCGGGGUGUGCCUGUCUACUGUGUUGCAAUUGUUCUUGUCAUUGCUCUGCUCAGUUUUUUGCAGGUUUCUAACAGUGCCGCUGUUGUGCUGAACUGGUUCGUUAAUCUGGUGACGGCUUCCCAACUCAUCAAUUUCUCUGUCGUGACAUUCACCUAUAUCCGCUUCAAAAAGGCUGUGGAAGCACAGGGCAUCUCAAGAGACUCCCUGCCCUACCGCAGCUGGUGGCAACCCUACAUCGCUUACAUUGCCUGCACUUGCACAACAAUAAUGGCUUUUGUUGGUGGGUACACCGUCUUCUUGCCAGGGAAUUGGUCCAUCCCGACAUUCCUUUUCUCUUAUACCAUGAUCGGCGUCUUUCCCAUUCUUUACUUUGGGUGGAAGUUCUUCCAUAAGACUAAGUUCCUUAAGCCUGAAGAGGUUGAUUUGAUGACUGGUGUUGUGGAAAUUGAGGAGUACACUAGGGAUUUCGUUACUGAGCCGCCUAAGACUACCCUUCACAAGUGGGUGUACAAGAUCUUCGAAUGA